CAUAUUUAUAACGAGGGAAAUUGCAAUCAUUUCAUAAUUAAAUAUGGAGUGGAAACUUUACAUUACCGGUUUUGUGAGUAUAUGUUGCCUUUGGUACGCCAACGCAGCUGUCAACUGUACCGGCAACGGACGAUUUCCACAUCUAGACGACCCACUAUGCAAAUCAUAUUACAUGUGUGUAUAUCUACCGUGGAGUGGAAGCUAUGUACAUUAUAACUAUACUUGUCCAAGCACAUCCCUGUUUAAUCCCACCACAGCGCAAUGCACGAGUAAUUACACCUGCAAUAGGGCGACUUGCACAGCAGUGGGCCGGAUUCCUGAUCUGUCGACAAAUUGUUCCGGUUAUAUCGAUUGUAUUUAUAUAAACGGUGCAAUCUUGGAAAAUCGAGUUAAAUGUCCUGGGAACAGUUUAUUUAAUCCGGCUUCUCGAGAUUGUGAAUUUACUUUUUCUUGUACACCUGUGUGCUUGGCGGUCGGUAGAUUCCCCGAUACAAAAGUUCCUGGUUGUAAAAAUUAUUAUAUGUGUAUCCGACUUGGUAAUGGUACGUUGGUGUCAUAUACUAAUUAUACAUGCCCGUCCAUUUCUGUAUUUAAUCCAAACACACAGGUGUGUACUACAAAUUACACUUGUACUACGUAAGAUUUAUGUUUAGACGCAAUUAUUUUAUAUAAGGCGUUAAAAAGUAUAUUAAUGUCACUCUUCAUUGCUUUACAAAAUCAUUAAGCUGGGAAGCCUUAUUGCUUAAAAGUAAUCACUUCCAAACAACCAUUAAACAAAACAAAACAACCAUUUCCAAAAAGCAUUAUAGGAAAAAUAUAUAAUUAAAAAACAGCAACUAAUAUUAAAUGACAUACAAAUAAAGAAAAAUAAAUAUAGUCGACGAAAAGAUAAUAAUAUGCAUAAAACACGAUAAUGAUUUCUGUUUUAUGUUAGGGGUAAAGCGUUUGAUAAAGUCUGCUUACAGCAACCGCUUAUAUAGUAACUAAGUUACAAUUUUUUAUCAAGAGUCACGGAGAUGUUUUUACAAUUAUUUGUUACCAAUAAUUUAUAUUAUUAAUGUUAUUUUAUCAGCUUCAAUAACAUCGUUAUCGUUUUCAGUUAAUAAACGUUUAAUGAAA
Pieris rapae (cabbage white) is the source of this 1119-nucleotide messenger RNA. RefSeq lists its product as uncharacterized. Gene Ontology annotation, cellular component: extracellular region. Gene Ontology annotation, molecular function: chitin binding. Bases 44 to 640 code for a protein of 198 amino acids. The transcript has 2 exons. Lineage: Eukaryota; Metazoa; Arthropoda; Insecta; Lepidoptera; Pieridae. The record is from RefSeq and is a predicted model, not a curated record.